Messenger RNA from Helianthus annuus (common sunflower), 558 nucleotides. RefSeq lists its product as uncharacterized. Bases 1 to 558 code for a protein of 185 amino acids. The transcript has a single exon. Lineage: Eukaryota; Viridiplantae; Streptophyta; Magnoliopsida; Asterales; Asteraceae. Gene Ontology annotation, molecular function: nucleic acid binding. The record is from RefSeq and is a predicted model, not a curated record.
AUGGAUUGGUCGGAUAAGCUUGAUGACGCAUUGUGGGCAUUUCGUACCGCCUACAAGACACCGUUGGGUACCACUCCUUUCAUGAUUGUCUAUGGCAAAGCGUGCCAUCUUCCGGUAAAAUUGGAGCACCGGGCACUUUGGGCUCUUAAAACCGUCAAUUUAGAUCUUACCAAAGCGGCCAAGAAGCGGUUCUUCCAAAUUCACGAGCUGGAAGCACUUAGAGAUGCGACAUAUGAGCAUUCAUGGAGUAUUAAGAAGAAAACGAAGGCUUCGCAUGAUAGGACGAUUAAAGGGUUGAAAGAGUUUAAAACUGGUGAUAAGGUACUUCUUUGCAAUUCGACGUUUAAGUUGUUUCCCGGUAAAUUAAAAUCCAAAUGGGCAGGGCCGUACGUUGUGAAGGAGGUGUUUCCGUAUGGUACCAUCGAGUUGUACGAUGAAGUCGACGGGGGUACAUGGAAAGUGAAUGGCCAUAGGUUGAAGCAUUACUUAGGAGGGCAGAUCGACACCACCGAGAAGGAGGAAACUCAUCUCGAGGACCUACUGAACACCACCGUUUAG